Messenger RNA from Nicotiana tabacum (common tobacco), 999 nucleotides. RefSeq lists its product as uncharacterized. The record is from RefSeq and is a predicted model, not a curated record. NCBI's taxonomy places the organism in Eukaryota, Viridiplantae, Streptophyta, Magnoliopsida, Solanales, Solanaceae. Gene Ontology annotation, cellular component: nucleus. Gene Ontology annotation, molecular function: sequence-specific DNA binding; DNA-binding transcription factor activity. Gene Ontology annotation, biological process: regulation of secondary shoot formation.
CUUACAGUAGCUUAUGCAAAGCUACUAUUUAAGGGCCCAAUGUCACAGUGGGUUUAUUAUUAAAGCAGUUGGCAAGUGCCUAAAAAAAGCUAAAGAAGCCAAAAGCUAGAAGAGAGAAAGGAGGAGAAUACUUGGAAUCUGGAUCCCCAAUGAAUCAUCAGCUUCAAAUAUCAUCAGAAGAAGAUGGAUCAUCAGAAGAAGAGGAGGAUGAAGAGGAAAUUUUUCAAAAAAAUGGAAUUGAGAACCUUGAUAGUCAUUGCCAAAACCAGAACUUACAGCAGCUGCCAAUGCCACUCUGCCCAAAACCAGCAAAAUGGGCUAAUUUCACAACAUAUAAAGAAGAAUUGAACAAAGUAACAAAAGGUAUGAAGCUAAAGAGAGCCAAACAAGAUGUGAUAGAAGUUGACAGAGGCCGAAUUAUUCGAGCCACGGGAAGAAAAGACAGGCACAGCAAAGUUUCAACUGCAAAGGGUCCGAGGGACAGACGAGUUAGGCUUUCACCAAACACUGCAAUUCAGUUCUAUGAUGUGCAAGAUAGGCUUGGCUAUGGCCGUCCAAGUGAGGCCAUUGAUUGGCUGAUUAAAAAAGCUAAAGCUGCAAUUGAUGCUCUUGGUGAGUUUCCUAAACUUAAUGCCAAAAUGCAGUAUUCAUUUGAUCAACUUCUAGAUGAAAGCAAGGUACAGAGCCCAAGAUUUAGACAACAGAAUUGUGGCAUUCCAAAUUCUGAAUGUGGAGUACUUCAGAACCACCAGCAGGAGGUGAAUUAUGACAUCCCAAUUCAGAAUGUGAGCUUGUUUUCGUCAGCUGAUGGUGCCAAGAUUCCAUUUUUCAGCGAGUUCCAGAGCCAUUUUCUCAAUUUCCAGUCUUUUCAAGAAGACACAAUCUUUUCUUCUAGUGAUCAUCAAGACAGCCUUUUAACCACUUCAAUUAAUCCUUUGGAUUCCAAUUCCAAUUUGGAAAUGACUAGAUAUAAAAGAAGUCUGAAUGGGAAUGUUGCCA